GCUCGCAAGCCUCCCGGCACGUGUCAGCCUCGGAAGGAACACAUGCGACGCCAGCCACCAACUUCUAGCGAAGCGUAUCUAAUAGGGGACUUGUUCAGCUGUCACCUAUAUAGUCUCUGACAUUCUCCCUUGUGGUCUCCAACAGUUUCAAUUUUUCCUCGCACUCCGAUCCUCAGUUCGCAGCGUUGUGAUCAACCCGAUAUCAUCUACACCGUCUUAUCCCCCACCUCCCCGCAUUCUUAGUUCUACCACAUCAAAAUGGCUGCUCCCGCCGAUACCACGAUCAAGAACCUCAAUGGUUCAUGGGUGAUGGACUCUACCCUUUCCGACCCUGCUGAUCCCCUCCUGGCUCUGCAAGGCAUGAGCUGGUUCCUCCGCAAGGCCCUCCCCUAUGCCACCGUCACCCUGCAUGUGAGCGAGUACGCAGACUCCACAAACCCGCAAGUCUACCACAUCGACGUCGACCAGGUCAUCACCGGCGGCAUCACAGGCAGCAAGGAGGCUCGCCAGCUUGACUGGCAAGAGCGCGAGCACGUCGACAACAUCUUCGGCACCCUGCGAGGCAAGUCUCGCUUCCUCCGCGGCUCCAAGGCCGAUGACGGCAAGGUCCGGCCCGCGGUCGACUUCCAGACCAAGGUUGGCGAUGCCGAGAAAGAUGCCAAGGUUCAGCGCUUCCUGCGUGGUGAGGUCCUUCUCGACGGCGCUGCUACUGAGGGUUUCGUCGUUGAUGAGGAGGGUGCCGAGUUUGGUGAGGGUGAGGGUCUCUGGAUGCAGAGCUUUGUUGUGAAUGAGCAGAAGGGUUGGACUGCUGAGCAGAUCUGGGGCUUCGAGGUUGUUGACGGUCAGCGCCGCCACACCCGCCGUGUUGCCGUGACCAAGGGUAGCCAGGUCGAGUUGUCUCGUCUGGUCUACAAGUUUGAGGGACCCAAGCCCGAGUAAAGAGUUGGAAGUAAAGGGUUGGAAUGAAUUGAGAUGAUAUCAUUAUUGCACGGGCUUCGUGAGACCCAAUUGUUGCUGCAUAGUUUCGCAUAGGUAGAACAACACAGUUGCUG
Messenger RNA from Penicillium subrubescens, 1052 nucleotides. RefSeq lists its product as uncharacterized. The record is from RefSeq and is a predicted model, not a curated record. NCBI's taxonomy places the organism in Eukaryota, Fungi, Ascomycota, Eurotiomycetes, Eurotiales, Aspergillaceae. The transcript is spliced from 4 exons. Bases 259 to 939 code for a protein of 226 amino acids.